AUGCUCCGCCCACUCGCCCUCCUAGCGGCCCACGCAGCCGUCUACUACACCCUCUACUCGAGGCUCGACAUCGACUCAAUCCUGCACUACGAUGUGCUCGAGACGCAGCGCUGGUCGUUCCAAGUCUACGUACGCGCGGCUGUCGCCGCCAUCGUCCUCAGCGUGCUGGUCACGCGGGUCGUCAACUGGGCCGUGAAGAACCACCGUAAGCGUAUCCGUGCAAGCCGUCCCCGUGUUGUGCCCCCAUCACCCCGCCGCCGCGGUCCCCGCCCCGAGUUCCUCCCCCCCGCACCGCCGACCACUUUCCACGAUCCCCCGGCGUUUGUGCCCUCCCACCCUGCCUCGCGGCUGCUCUACGACCCGACCCCGCGCGCCUGGCACCACCACGAGCCCGAGAUCUCGACAACCAAGCAGCCCGACGCCAAGCCCCGCCGGCUUAAGAGCGUCCUCGACAUGCGUGACUACACCCCGCCUCGCCGCGACCGCUUCCUGCCUCCCGGGCAGAGGAUCAAGCAGGGCUCGCCUCUGGCCGCUGCUGACGAGGGCUCGCGGCCCACCAUCCCCCUCCGCCGUGGCCAUGCCACAUCCGCCACCCACUCCUCCCGGCCCGCCACUACCACCGCCACCUUAGGUCGCUACCACGUCCUCCCCACCGCCUCACCGUUCCUCCACCCCAUCCUCAAGGGGGAGUACCGCCUCCCCCCGAUCGCGCCGCGCCGCUUCCCUCCCCUCGACGCCCUCAUCCCCGAGCCGAUCACGUCGCCGCGCGGCCCGCCCCGCGGGCUCCUACCCAAGCCAGUGAACCCACAGUACGCCACCGCCGCGCGCCGCAGCCCGCCUCCGCCCAACCGCGUGCGCAGGUCCAAGCCCAAGCCCAAGCUCUCCCUCUUCGCGGCCAAGCCCACGCCAGACGAGCACACCGCCGAGUCUGUGCGCGCGCGUGAGCGCAAGAUGGCCCGCGCGCGCCAGCUGGCCCUGGAGCAGGAAAUGGACGACGACGACGAGCGCCGCCGCCGCGUGCCGCGUACCCACGACAACGCCGACUCUGUCACCGAGCAGUCCCUCCGCAAGAGCACGUCCGCAGCCCGCAACGCGCCGCAGAAGAAGACCAAGGCCCGCCCAUACCCCGAGACCAAGUCGCUCCUCAGCAGCCUUGAGCCGGCUUUCGCCCCCGCGCACGACCGAGCAACGCACGCCCCGGGCACGUCGGGCACGUCGGCACUGGCCGGCACGACGGCGCCCUCGGCCGCCCGCAAGGCCCGCAAGACGCGCUUCGUGAUGCCCGGUGCCAUGCCGUCGGGCGCCGAGAGCCACGCCUCAGGCUCUGGCUCCAAGGGUUCGGACGUCCCCGACGACCGCAGUGUGGCGGCCGAGCUGGAGAAGCGCGUCGCUAAGAUCGUCAAGAAGGCCGACACUGUCGGCAAGAAAGCCCGUCGUGCCGACGACACCGGCGCGGCGCCCGCCGCGGCGCCCACCAAGGUGCCUUCCACCCGCCGUCGCAAGUAG
Molecule: messenger RNA, 1506 nt
Organism: Vanrija pseudolonga
Lineage: Eukaryota; Fungi; Basidiomycota; Tremellomycetes; Trichosporonales; Trichosporonaceae
Exons: 2
Coding region: 1-1506 (501 amino acids)
Source: RefSeq, a predicted model, not a curated record